CAUUUUGAAAAGCACAGAAAGAACGCAUAUUUGGCAUUAGUCAAAACAGCAACAAAAAAGACUUAGAAAUCUUCUGGACAUGAGCACUAUUUACAUCCAUCCACACACCAACUGAACCGUAUCACUCGGAAGGAGAUUACAAUCACAUAGGAUGGAUCCUCAUUUAAAAACAUGACGGCUCCACUCCAUUACAUUCUUCACACCCAGUAGAUGGCGGUGACGCGUAAUUAUUCCAGUUUGACAGCUGCUUGGAGAGUAGAGUAAGAAUUCAACAAGAAGUAGAAACGGCAAGAGAAACAUGGCAGAGAAAGUGAGUGGUGAAACAUCGGAAGACAGGUCGGACUCCGCGGUGCCUCCUGGCGCUGCUGCGGUGUCGCAAGACCUUCGAAGUGUUCUGGUCACCAGCGUUCUGAACCUAGAGAAGCUGGAGAUAGAUCUGUACAGACCCCAAGGUGCCGGUGCUGUACCAGGUGGAGAGGACCAGGGACGGUCGUAGUUUCAGCGUGCGGUCAGUGAAGGCCAUCCAACACGGUCAACCCAUCCUCAUCUGCCAGGCCUCCUUCCACAGUAACCAGCCCUCUCCUCUGCAGCACCAGUUCACCAUGCCCUCUGUCCCCCCUCCUGAAGACCUGCUGACGGUGGAGGAACUCAUACAGCUCUACCUCAGUAAGCCAGACUUGGCUGAGAAAGCCAAACGGGGUCUGAACAAGCUGCUAGCUGACGAGGUUCCCAUAGAGAUUAAACCUGUCAAUCCUCCAGACUUCUACCGCGGCGUUGCCAUGGAACCCAAUAAGCUGUACUGGGUGCGCGCUAGAGGCCACAUCGGUAAAGGUGAUAUGAAGCUCCACUGCUGUGUGGCAGCCUAUGUGUCAGACUAUUCGUUCCUGGACACUGCUCUCCUGCCCUACCCCGGGCAGCGCGCCACUUUCUCAGCCUCACUGGAUCACGCCAUGUGGUUCCACAACACCUUCAGGGCAGACGAAUGGAUGCUCUACGAGACUGAGAGCUCUUGGGCUGGGGGCAGCAGAGGGCUGGUCCAGGGACGUCUGUGGAGGAGAGACGGGGUGCUGGCUGCCAGCUGUGCCCAGGAGGGGGUACUCAGGGUCAAGGCCGUGACUAACGAGAGCAAGCUAUAACCGUGACAACCUGUUAAAUGGCUGAUGAAGCCAUGUAGAGUCAGGAGACUGGCUGCGUUUACACAGGCAGCCCAAAUAUGAUCUCUUUUCCGCCAAUUGGUCUUUUGACCAAUCACAUCAGAUCUCUUCACAUAUAUUUGUCAGAGCUAAUAUGAAAAAAGAUCAGAAUUGGGCUGGCUGUCUAAAGAGAGACACCCUGCCGACGAACGGCUGGUGGCCACGGUGUGUUAGUGAUCACCUGCUGGGUGUUGAUGAACGGUUCAACCUCAUCCCCAGCCUACAUCCCCAGCCUUCAUCCCCAGUCUUCAUCUCCAGCCUUCAUCCCCAGCCUACAUCCCCAGCCUUCAUCCCCAGCCUACAUCCCCAGUCUUCAUCCCCAGCCUACAUCCCCAGCCUACAUCC
This is a messenger RNA of Salvelinus sp. IW2-2015, 1538 nucleotides long. Lineage: Eukaryota; Metazoa; Chordata; Actinopteri; Salmoniformes; Salmonidae. The record is from RefSeq and is a predicted model, not a curated record.